CAGCGGUGAGGGCCCCGCGCCGUCAUGGCGGGGCCGCUGGGGCCGGUCUACGAGGGGCGGUUCACAGACACGUUGCCACACAUCUCGGCCGCUGGGAAGUUGCUUCCAACUGGCGAUACGGCUGCGCAUUGCCUCACUGAGAUUGUACCCAGGCCCAUUACUCCGACUAUUGUGCGAAAGUUUUGAAAUACGACAAAUCCAGCUCCUGGUGUUGAAAGAAUAUUCUGUGGCAGAGCAGAUGAUCCUGACAUUGCAGCUCACUUGACGUAUGGCAUACAGUCAUGUUCUUCACUUGGUGCAGCUUCAUUGAUAAAUCCACUUCCUAAAACUAAUUUUCAACAAAAAAUACAAGAUAGAAAAGAAGCAAUCUACUUUAGUAACCGUGAAGCACCCUUGGGCAAAUCACAUGAUCAAUCUCCUAUGUUACCUAAGGGCUUAGAUAUAACUAAUACCACAUUUGGAACAAAAAUCAUCCAAGAUGCACCAGCUGGAGAGCUUAUAAAUCCACCAAAAACUUUUGAGGAAGUAGGUAAAGAAACCAGAAAAGGACAUGAUCUGUACAUUGUGUCGCACAAUGAUUAUUAUGCAGGGGAAGCAAUAAAUAGGAAGUAUGACUCACCAAACUUCAGCAAGUCUUUUGUGUAUGGAAUAGAAACCCCUCACUUUAAAGAUGGACGAAAUGUGUCCAAAUCCUUAAAUUGGCUCUCUGAUCUGCAAUGGAAAAAAGCAGCAAAAAUUGUAUCCAAAAGAAGUGAUGAUUUCAAGGAAAAAUUUCAACCUCAGGUUGGAAAAGUCCUUGAUCCUAUAGCAGAAACUAUGAAUGUUCCCCCAGGCAAUACAUUUGGAAUGUUACUCCGUCCAGAUGAAUGUGGAGUUGGCGAUCUUCACUGUCGGGCUCCAAGUGAGUUCCUCCAUGGUAAAGACAGAGAGAGAGCUGUGCUAGCUGCAGUUCGGCAAAGUUUGAAGAAAGCUAACUAUGAAAAUUUUGAUAUGUUGCUAGAAGCAUUUAGGCAUUAUGAUAAGAAUGGUGAUGGAAUGAUAGACAAAGAUGACCUGCGGAAGUCCUGUUUUCAGCUUAAUCUGAACCUAGAUGAUGAGCUCUUGGAUUCCUUACUUGACUAUUGUGAUUUGGAUAAAGAUGGUCUGAUCAGUUAUCUGGAGUUUGCAAACUUUCUUAACUGGAAAGACAAAAUGGCUGUUAAAGAAUUUGAAGAAAAAAUAAUUACAAAAGGGAAAAAAAUAAAUGUUCCUGCUCUGUCUGGCACAAAUGCAGAUGAUGAACCACUGCUGAAGCAGGAAGAUCUUGUAUUAAAAGAACCAGGAAGCUCAGAGAAGACACCAAAAACACUUACAAGACCAACAGACAGUGUAUUUGCAGAUUAUCAAACAACUUCUCAGUAUAAUGCUGUAGUAGGUGGUCUCCCAACAACCUAUUAUCCAGUGUGUGGCAUUCCAAUUAUUCGUUCAGAUAUUCCUGCUCCUCGAAUUUGCCGCAUCAGUGACAGAACUAAUCAUGGUGAUGAGGCAAAUGCUUAUGCAUUAUUGUUCCCUUCUGUCUUCAGUCAAAAGGGAGUGUAUGAAAAAGACCUUUUUAAAACAAGACCAAAGGUAGAGGUUGCACAAAUUCUCUGCAACAUUGGUAUGAAUGUUUCAGAUGAAAGAUUUGAAGAGAUAUGGAAGCAAGCCUGUAUGAAACAACAGAACGAAGAGGUUUGCAUACAAAAUGUCAGGAAUAUACUAGAUAAGAUAAAUGCAACGCCCAAAGACUAGAAUUAGCAAUUGUUUUGUGUACGUGUGAGGCAUAUAUUUAAAUUGACUUCAGUCAUAAUUCUGGUGCUGAAUACAAUAAACAUUUUAAAUAAGAUGUUUUUAUAUAACUAGAGUUCACUGUUUAUUGUCUUUCUGAAUACUGCAUUCACCGCAAAUUUAUAUAAAUGUUUCUGCCCUAGUUGCAGUUACUAGGAACCGAUAUCCAUGUGAAGAAAAGAGGAUACAUGUACAACAUGUUUGUGAAAGGAAUUCAAAUUUUUGUCUUACAUUCUUUAUCAUUUUUUUUAAACAUUGUUUCUAAGUCUAAAUCAUAAUACUUUAGAAAUGGACACUUCUGCAUUUAGGAUUUUUCUCUCUCUGGAAGACCUCUUAAAGAUAAUUAUCAUAGAAAAACAUCUACCCUUGUUUCUAAUGUUCUAUAACUCCUCGUCAGUAAAAUGGUAGCAAACAGAGAACUGUCUAGGGUGUUAUUUGAUGUGUUUAAAAAUCCGUGUGACAAAGUGCUUUACAGUAAGAUACUUGGUCGUGGGUGUGGGGUCUAAAGCAUUUUCAUGAAGUAGACACCAUAAGAAUCAAUCUGUUAAGUGCAAAAAUAAAUGACCAAUUGUGCGGCAGAGGGUUCUUAUUCUAUAUCCCAGCUUAUGGCUAUUAGGUACUAGUAUUGAAUUUUCACAAUA
Cygnus olor (mute swan) is the source of this 2447-nucleotide messenger RNA. It is a transcript of the gene EFHB, whose product is annotated as EF-hand domain family member B. Gene Ontology annotation, molecular function: calcium ion binding. The record is from RefSeq and is a predicted model, not a curated record. NCBI's taxonomy places the organism in Eukaryota, Metazoa, Chordata, Aves, Anseriformes, Anatidae.